AUGUCCACUACGACUGGGGCGUUCCUCGCCGGAGGUAUCGCCGCAUGCGGUGCUGUCACUGUUACCCACAGUUUCGAGACUGUUAAGAUUCGGUUACAACUGCAAGGUGAAUUGCAGGCGAAGAAUGACGGGGUAAAGAAGUAUCGUGGUGUCUUGCACGGUGUCAAGGUUAUCCUCCAAAACGAAGGCCCUCGUGGUCUGUUCCGUGGAAUCGGAUCUGCCUAUAUCUACCAAGUCCUUCUCAACGGCUGCCGUCUCGGCUUUUACGAACCCAUUCGCUCCAACGUCACUACCGCCAUUUAUAGCGAUCCCAAGGUGCAGUCCCUUGGUGUCAACGUCUUUGCUGGUGCCGCAUCUGGAGUUAUCGGAGCUGCGGCUGGAUCUCCGUUCUUCCUGGUGAAGACACGCUUGCAGUCCUACUCGCCUUUCCUGCCCGUCGGUACUCAGCAUAACUAUAAGAACUCAUUUGAUGGCUUGAGCAAGAUCUAUAAAAGUGAGGGUGUUAAAGGUAUAUACCGUGGUGUGGGGGCAGCUAUGAUCCGUACUAGCUUCGGCAGUGCUGUCCAGCUUCCGACUUACUUCUUUGCCAAGCGCCGCCUAAGCCGGCACUUGGGCAUGGAAGAGGGGCCCGCUCUGCAUUUGGCCAGUAGUGCGGCUUCUGGAUUUGUUGUGUGCUGCUUUAUGCAUCCUCCUGAUACUAUCAUGGCUCGCAUGUACAAUCAAACUGGCAACCUGUACCAGGGUGUCUUUGACUGCUUGUUUAAGACUAUCCGCACCGAGGGUGUUUUGGCCAUCUACAAAGGCUUCUUCGCUCAUUUGGCCCGUAUCCUCCCGCACACUAUUUUGACCCUCAGCUUGGCUGAACAGACCAACAAGCUGAUGCGUCGCGUUGAGGACCGAGUCCUGCCAGGCUCUCUGCGCGAAAAGCUCUAG
Molecule: messenger RNA, 933 nt
Organism: Penicillium canariense
Lineage: Eukaryota; Fungi; Ascomycota; Eurotiomycetes; Eurotiales; Aspergillaceae
Product: putative mitochondrial oxaloacetate transporter (Oac)
Exons: 6
Coding region: 1-933 (310 amino acids)
Source: RefSeq, a predicted model, not a curated record